AGUGCAUACAGAGGUGAACUAUCCAGUAUGAAGGGAAUCGUUUUUCUCCUACUUCUGGAUGCCAUAUCAGGGAGAGAAGCGCUACGCCUAAUCCACUUGCCCGCCACAAGCAACGUGGCUGAGAAUUCUCCACCUGAGACUCCAGUGCACAAGUUUUCCGUGAAUUUAUCAGCAUCGCUGGCACCUGUGAUCCCAGGAUUGCCCCUGAUCAUCAACUCAAGCCCCCUCACUGACGCCUUCAAGGUGAACUGGCUGUCAGGCACCGACUUUGAGGUUGUCACCAGCGGGAACGAACAACUAGACUAUGAAAUGGGACCAAACAUAUUUGAUUUGCAGAUUUACGUUAAGGAUGACGUUGGUGUCUCUGACCUCCAGAUCCUGACCGUCCAGGUAACAGACGUGAAUGAGCUGCCUCAGUUUCAAGGCAACUUGGCAAAAGGUCUAGACCUCUACAUAGUGGAAGGAGCAAAUCCUGGAUUCAUUUAUCAGGUGGAGGCCUUCGAUCCAGAAAACACAAACCGAAACAUACCCCUCAGUUAUUUCCUGAUUUUUCCCUCAACGAACUUCGCACUGUCUGCCAAUGGGACCCUGUUCUCCACAACAGAAUUUGACUUUGAAGCAGGACACAAAAGGUUCAACCUCGUUGUGGGAGUGAGAGACAGCCAAGGGCUGGAAGCUUCCACCACACUCCAGGUGAAUAUUGUGAACAUCAACGAUGAAACCCCCCGCUUUACCAGCCCAGCACGCGUGUACUCGAUUCCCGAGGAGCUGGCUUCGGGCACCAUCGUGGCCAAUAUCACAGCUGAGGACCCUGAUGAUAAAGGUUCUACCGGCUUCCUCCUCUACAGCAUUACCACUGCGAACAGCUACUUCAUGAUCAACCAGUUGACCGGAACGAUCCAGGUGGCCCACAGGCUAGACCGAGAUGCAGGGCCAUUAAGACAAAAUCCCACCAUUUCUCUGGAAGUUCUGGUGAAGGACAGACCCUCGGGGGGUCAGGAGAAUCGCACACAGAUCACCUUCAUUGUGGAAGACAUUAAUGACAACCCUCCUACGUGCACCAAGUUCACCUUCAGCAUUAUGGUGCCUGAAAGAGCAGCCAAAGGGACGUCGCUUCUGGACCUGAACAAGUUCUGCUCUGAUGAUGACAGCAAAGCACCAAACAACCAAUUCAACUUCAGUACGCCAUCUGGAGUGGGGGGUAGCGGCAGAUUUUCACAGGAUCCAGCCGGCUCUGGGAAAAUUGUGUUGACUGGUGACCUAGAUUAUGAAAACACAAGCAAUCUAGCAGCCGGCAAUACGUACGCUAUGAUAAUCCAGGUGCAGGAUGUUGCCCCUCCUUACCACAAAAAUAACAUCUACAUUUACAUCCUCACAAAGCCAGAAAAUGAGUUUUCUCUUGUCUUUGAUAGGCCGUCCUAUAUAUUCAAUGUGUCAGAAUUAAGGCCAGCACGAACCCGGGUUGGACAAGUGCGUGCCACUGAUAAGGACUUCCCCCCGAGCCGCGUCGUGUACUCCAUCUCCUCCGGAGGGGCCAGCCUCCAGUCCCCAAACAUGUUUUGGAUCAAUCCCCAGACGGGAGAACUCCAGCUGGUGACUAAAGCCGACUAUGAAACAACCCCUGUCUAUAUUCUCAGAAUCCAGGCCACCAACAGUGAGGACACAAGCUCAGUCACAGUAACUGUGAAUGUCCUUGAAGAAAAUGAUGAAAAGCCAAUUUGUACCCCAAACUCUUACUUCCUGGCCAUCCCAGUGGAUUUGAGAGUUGGCACAAACAUUCAGAAUUUCAAGCUGACGUGUAUCGACCUUGAUUCCAGCCCUAGGUCUUUUCGUUACUCCAUUGGCUCAGGCAAUGUCAACAGUCACUUCACUUUCUCUCCCAGUGCUGGGUCCAAUGUGACAAGCCUGCUCCUUGCAACACGCUUUGACUAUGCCAGUGGGCUUGACAAGAUCUGGGACUACAAACUACUUGUCUACAUAACUGAUGACAACUUGCUGUCUGGCAGGAAGAAAGCUAAGGCUCACAUUGAAACAGGGACAGUGACGCUGAGUAUUAGCGUCAUUCCUGAUCCAACCACAAUUGCCACCACAACCACCAAGAUCAUCCGCCAGGUCCUGAGAGAAAACGUCUAUUCUCCAUCAGCAUGGUAUGUGCCUUUUGUUAUCACUCUGGGCUCCAUACUGCUUCUGGGCCUCCUGGUGUCCCUGUUCGUCCUGUUGGCCAAAGCCAUCCACAGACACUGUCCCUGCAAGACUGGGAAGCACAAGAAACCUGCGGUGAAGAAAGGCGAAAUGAAGAAUACACAGAGAGAGGUUUUAGUGGAAACAAUCCAGAUGAAUUCUGUCUUUGAUGGAGAAGCCAUUGACCCAGUUACUGGGGCAGUGUAUGAAUUCAACUCAAAAACUGGAGCCAGAAAGUGGAAAUAUUCAUCACUCCAAAUGCCAAGAUGGCAAGAGCCCAGCCCCCACGGAGCUGCUCCGAGUAGAUCUGUCGCUGGAGAAGGGGCCAGACCAGCCGGGAGCACUGACGUUCCUUCUGAAGAAGAAAUCUCAAGCUUCUGUGAUCCAAUCUGGCUGGGAAGGAAACACUACCCCACGCUGCAUUUUAUCCAGACUUAGACGGCCAAAUUACUUGUGUUAACUGCCUUCCAUUGGUUGCAAAGAUCAGAGAUGCACAGAUUUUACUGGCAGGACGCAUGUGGCAGUAAAGAAUCUCGGCCUUAUGGUUUGAUUUCUCCGGCACCCAGAAGACACAGAAGACCUGACUGUCUCAAGUGUGGUGUCGUGGAUGUGGGUCGUACUGGUGCCAGCCCAGCAUUGCUUGGACAGCCUUUCUAAGUUACGAAAGUAGGCCAUGUUACAGGCAUGCCUCCACCAGGGUGGAGAUCAGAACUCAGUUUCCCAGACUAACUCUGCAGCUGCGACACAGGCAUGUGUCCCAGGCUCUGCCCAAUUGGAUGUAGCAACUUGAAACUUCAAUACGGAAGAAUGAAAAGCAAGAAAGCAGCUGCUGCAUGGGGUUGCAUCUUGAUGCUUGGGGGUGGCAGGUGGGGGCUGGCAGGGAACGUGGAGCCCCCUGGAGGCAGCAGGGGCAGAGAUGCUUCCAGUAGGAAGAGGCCAGGGUAGUGGGCUCAAGCCUGUGCCUGGAUAGAUGGGGUAGGGACCGGGGCAUUGUUCGUGGCUGCGGAGACUCACGCCCCGUUCUCUGAUUCUGCCAGAGAUUCCAGGAGCUACUAAUGUCCUUUAAGAUAUUCUUUUUCUGUUAAAACAAACUAGAGUGGAUUUUGUUGUUUGUUGAU
Messenger RNA from Suricata suricatta (meerkat), 3299 nucleotides. RefSeq names its product cadherin related family member 3 (gene CDHR3). Gene Ontology annotation, cellular component: membrane. The record is from RefSeq and is a predicted model, not a curated record. The coding region runs from base 28 to 2619 and encodes 863 amino acids. The transcript is spliced from 20 exons. Gene Ontology annotation, biological process: homophilic cell-cell adhesion. Lineage: Eukaryota; Metazoa; Chordata; Mammalia; Carnivora; Herpestidae. Gene Ontology annotation, molecular function: calcium ion binding.